AUGGAAGUAGAAAAGAACAAUCCUGUUAACGAAGUAUCAAAAGAACUUGCAAAACAUUUAUGUGUAUAUGAAAAUAGUACCGAAGUCAUAAAAGACAUUCACAAUGGUAUUGAGAAUGUAACGGUUCAAAUGGAAGAUACUAAAAAAUCUUUGGAACAGGUUCGUUUUGAUGCUGAAACACGUUCAGAAGUUGCUUCGAAAGAACUUUAUGAGGCUGCUCAUUACCUUGAUUCAUUAUAUAAUAAGAUUGACGCAUUAGAACGGUUCAUAAACAUUGUCAAAGAAAAUGUUAAUGAAGUAACAGAUCGUGUUGAAACAGCAGAAGGAUUUCUUACAAAUCCAAUUAAUCGUGUAUUAGAUACAAUAAAAUUGAAUACGGCCAAAUCGAUCGACUCUGAAGAUCUGAGGCUUCCGCCAAUGAAACCUCUUAAUAUUUAUCACACAUCUGAUUUUUUUCCAUCUUCACCUGGCAAUGAAUAA
Messenger RNA from Rhizophagus irregularis DAOM 181602=DAOM 197198, 480 nucleotides. RefSeq lists its product as uncharacterized. Gene Ontology annotation, cellular component: BLOC-1 complex. NCBI's taxonomy places the organism in Eukaryota, Fungi, Glomeromycota, Glomeromycetes, Glomerales, Glomeraceae. The record is from RefSeq and is a predicted model, not a curated record.